Molecule: messenger RNA, 662 nt
Organism: Cylicostephanus goldi
Lineage: Eukaryota; Metazoa; Nematoda; Chromadorea; Rhabditida; Strongylidae
Source: the annotation of a GenBank genome assembly
AUGGUGGUAGACAAGGUUUGCAAUCCAUCUGCUCACAAAAAGCGCGGUCGGCCAAGAAACGACGAUGUGUUAGCAGCAUGGGAGAAAUACGUAAAUAGGACCAAAAAGCGUCGUCAGAACUUGCCGCGCUCAGCGAAGAAACCUUACGAAGCCAAAGUUCACGAUUUCCAUAGUGACGAUGGCAUGUCACUCGAAUUACCUGAAGACUAUGAGACCGAAUCACAAUCCUCACAGGUGGCUUCUACGAGCGCAUUAUAUGAUGAUGCUAGCAAUAUAACACUUCGAGAAUUCAUCGCACGCAAUCGGACUCCCAGUGACGAUGAAGUUGUGCGAAAUACCGUAUUUUCGCUUGUGGAUCAAAUCUGCUCAAGAGAGAAGAAGAAACGUGGCCGACCACCGAAGAACCAUAGCACGAUUACAACGCAGGAGUCUGAAGUAGUCUUGAAUGGUACCCAGUGCUCAACGAGUUCUGUAGAAACAACGGCUAAACCUUGUUUGGUAUUCGCCGAAGCCUCCGAAAUAGAACAUCACAUUUUUGAGGUAAGCUCUCAAUGUUUAGCUCGUAUUUCUUGCUCGUUAUAUCAGCAGGAAAUGGCGCUAAGCCAACUUUUAGUAGGUUAUUGUUAUGCAUUCUCCAUCAAAAAGGCUUUUGUAGCGUGAGA